Molecule: messenger RNA, 654 nt
Organism: Elephantulus edwardii (Cape elephant shrew)
Lineage: Eukaryota; Metazoa; Chordata; Mammalia; Macroscelidea; Macroscelididae
Gene: RAB19
Product: RAB19, member RAS oncogene family
Exons: 3
Coding region: 1-654 (217 amino acids)
Cellular component (GO): trans-Golgi network
Molecular function (GO): GTPase activity; GTP binding
Source: RefSeq, a predicted model, not a curated record
AUGCCCUUCUCCACCACAGCCAGGGCAGCAGACGAGAACUUCGACUAUCUCUUCAAGAUCAUCCUCAUCGGGGACUCCAACGUGGGCAAGACGUGCGUGGUGCAGCAUUUCAAGUCAGGGGUCUACAUGGAGACCCAGCAGAACACCAUCGGGGUGGACUUCACCGUGCGCUCCCUGGAGAUCGAGGGCAAGAAAGUGAAGAUGCAGGUGUGGGACACGGCAGGCCAGGAGCGCUUCCGGACCAUCACCCAGAGCUACUACCGCAGCGCCCACGCCGCCAUCAUCGCCUAUGACAUAACGCGGCGGUCCACCUUUGAGUCCGUGCCGCACUGGAUCUGCGAGAUCGAGAAGUACGGCGCCGCCAACCUGGUGGUGAUGCUCAUCGGAAACAAGGCUGACCUGUGGGACCAGCGGCGUGUCCUCUUUGAGGAGGCCUGCACACUGGCCGAGAAGCACGGACUCCUGGCGGUGCUGGAGACGUCGGCCAAGGAGUCCCGGAACAUCAACGAGGUCUUCCUGCUUAUGGCCAAGGAGCUCAUGGCUCGCCACAGCCCACACCUGUGCCCGGUGCCCAGCCUCGGGGGCCUGGCGCUGGACUCCAGCCCCAUCCUCCUGGCCCAGGGCCCGAACCCGCAGGCCCGCUGCUCCUGCUGA